ACCAAACGACAGCGUCAGGGGCAGUUUGAGCUCGAUGCGGUAUCGCUGUGUAUUUUUCGAUUCAAUAUAAGAAAACUAUUUUUUCUGCUUGAAGUCGACUAUUUUAAGUUCGUUUCAGAAUGUCGGUCCCGCCGGGUGCUGGAGUGCAGUCAUUUCCGGCAUUGGUGCCCUUUAGUGUUCCCCCUCCCGGGUUUGGCGCUCCCGGCGCAACAGCUCCCAUCGGUACAGACCCAUCGUCCAUCCCGAUGAUCCCAAUAGUGUCACCAGUGGUCGGUGAGUGGACAGAGCAUAAGGCACCAGACGGAAGAACGUAUUAUUAUAACAGUGUCACAAAGCAGAGCUUGUGGGAAAAGCCGGACGAAUUAAAAUCUCCCGCAGAAAAGUUACUCUCGCAGUGUCCCUGGAAGGAGUACAGAUCAGAUCAGGGCAAGAUCUACUAUCAUAACGUCAACACUAAGGAGUCACAAUGGGUUGCUCCGCCCGAUUAUUUAGAACUGAAGGAAAAAGUCGAUGCGGAGAAAGUUGCUGCCGAAGCUGCAAAAGCAGCUGCGCUGAAAACGGUUGCGGUGGGUGGCAUUCCGAUGAUUAUUCCUCCCGUGGUAAUGCCUGUUAUGUCUCCUGCACUCGCUGCCAGUGAAUCCAUGACUUCAUUGUCUGGAGUGAUGCCUGGUUCCGCAGAAAACUCCUCUUCAGCACUGGAUCAAGCCAUGGCUGCAACACUUGCUGCUAUAGAGGUUCCAGAGGAUCCUGCACCGAAAAAAGAGGAGGAAGAGAAGCCUCCUGUCGAGGAAGAACCCGUCGUGGAAUUUAAGGAUAAAAAGGAAGCGAUUGAAGCUUUCAAAGAAUUUUUGAAAGAAAAAAGUAUUCCUUCUAGCGCUAAUUGGGAACAGUGUGUAAAGAUCAUUCAAAAGGAUCCCAAAUUUAAUGUGUUUAAGAGACUGCAGGAGAAGAAGCAAGCGUUCAACGCUUACAAGACACAAAAGCAGAAAGACGAGAAAGAGGAGCAGCGGCUUAAAGUUAAAAAAUCGAAGGAGGAACUCGAGAAGUUCCUCAUGACUUCAGAGAAGAUGAACUCUACCUUGAAGUACUACCGUUGCGACGAAAUGUUCACCAGUUUGGAUGUCUGGAAGUCAGUUCCGGAACAGGAUCGCAGGGACAUUUAUGACGACUGCAUUUUUAAUCUUUCCAAGCGUGAGAAAGAGGAAGCACGAGUUUUAAAGAAGAGAAAUAUGCGAGUUCUUGGGGAACUAUUGGAAGCGAUGACCUCAGUUUCCCAUCAAACAACAUGGUCUGAAGCACAGGUAAUGCUACUCGAGAAUGGUUCCUUCAAGAAUGACGUCAACCUGCUCGGAAUGGACAAGGAGGAUGCGUUGAUAGUUUUCGAGGAACACAUUCGUACCUUGGAACGGGAGGAAGACGAGGAGAAGGAACGUGAGAAAAAACGACUUAAGCGGCAGCAGCGCAAGAAUCGAGACCAAUUCCUGGCGCUGCUGGAUAGUCUUCACGAAGAGGGGAAGCUUACAUCUAUGUCCCUUUGGGUGGAAUUGUAUCCAAUAAUAUCGGCUGAUUUACGGUUCUCGGCAAUGCUUGGCCAAACAGGUUCCACGCCGUUGGAUUUGUUCAAAUUUUACGUGGAAAAUCUCAAAGCGCGCUUCCACGAUGAAAAGAAAAUCAUCAAAGAAAUUUUGAAGGAAAAGGAAUUUAUUGUCCAAUCGGAAACCACUUUCGAAGAUUUUGCAACCGUCGUUUGCGAGGAUAAGCGUUCGGCAACCUUGGAUGCCGGCAACGUCAAGUUAACGUACAAUUCUCUGCUAGAGAAGGCCGAAGCGGCGGAAAAGGAACGUCUGAAAGAGGAAACCCGCCGUAUCAGAAAGAUGGAGAACGAAUUGAAGGGAAUAUGGAUUGAGGCCGGUCUUUCGGCGGUUGAUAGCUGGGAAACUGCCCAGAAGAUUGUUCUUGAUUUAGACGUGUAUGAACUGUACGAGAAGGAAGAUAAGGUAGAACGGCUUUGGGAAGAGUUCAUCAAGGAAGCGGAGGAUUCUUGCAGUCAUCAUCACUCCCGGUCGAAAAAAUCCAAAAAGAAUCGCAAGCGCAAAAAGAAAUCUCGUUCAUCCUCUAAAUCGGAAUCUGAACCAUCUGAAGCUGAAUAUGAGAAGCCUUCGAAGAAAAAGCGCAAAUCCCGUUCCCGCUCUCGGUCGAAGUCAUCAGAAUCGGAAAGUGACGAACAGAGUGAGCGUGAGAAAAAGCGUAAGAAAAAGAAGAAGCAUCGCAAGCACUCUCCCUCGCCUGCAUACGAAGAACAGAUAACAGUUCUACCCAUGGAAGUGAAGAACGGCAAUUCUUCGAGAUCUCUUUCACCGGAAAUCGAGCGUAAGAAGAAGAAGAAAGACAAGAAGAAAAAGGAGAAGCGCCGUUCCAGGUCUGUGAGUCGGGGUAGUAGUGGUGGCACCAAAUUCCGGUCCCCGGAAGAAGCAGGACGCAAUGGUGAUUCGGCCUCUCCGAAGGUCUCGGAUGAUGCUGCUUUGUCCGAAUCGGAGUUGGAAUCCCAGCGGGCGGCUCUGCUGGCUCAGCUAAACGAACAAAUGGACGAGUGAUCCAUGUGGGAUCCGACGGGCAACGUCGGAAAUAGUCGACGAAGGAAAGAAACCAGCAAACAUUAAACAAAAUAUUACGGAAGACAUAUUACAAUUGCAUUGCAUUGAACCAUAACCAAUUGAUGGUGAAUGAAAUCGAUCGAUAGAGGUAAGAA
Messenger RNA from Toxorhynchites rutilus septentrionalis, 2749 nucleotides. RefSeq names its product pre-mRNA-processing factor 40 homolog A (gene Prp40). The transcript has 3 exons. The coding region runs from base 120 to 2594 and encodes 824 amino acids. Gene Ontology annotation, biological process: mRNA cis splicing, via spliceosome. The record is from RefSeq and is a predicted model, not a curated record. Lineage: Eukaryota; Metazoa; Arthropoda; Insecta; Diptera; Culicidae. Gene Ontology annotation, molecular function: RNA binding; protein binding. Gene Ontology annotation, cellular component: U2-type prespliceosome; U1 snRNP.